GUUGCCAUGGAGACAGCCGCAUAGAGCUGAAAAUCCGAGAGGGUUCUAGGCCUCUAGGCCUCUGGCGCAGCAAUAAUUCUGCAGCUGAGCCCCCGGCCGCUUCCCAGUGACCAUGCGCAACAGGCCAGUUUCUGCAAGACAUAACCGGAUUCCUGGAACACCUGAUAGUUUGCUGUGUAUAGUGCUUAUUAGUGGACCCUACUGAUAUCAAAUAGUUUAGAGGGGACUAGAUUCCUGCUAGUAGCACAGUGUUCUUGAACAAGAUGGCAGCCAUCUUCCCAGAGCCUACAGUUUGGGCACCAAGUGAACAAAGCAGGGUCCCUGGAGUGGAUACUCUUGGGGACCAAGAAACAAAUUUAAGAAGAGAUGCUGCUGAUCCAGAGUUUUUCAGGCGAAAGUUCAGGUGGUUUUGUUACUCACAAGAGGAGGGGCCCAGGAAAACCCUGAGUCAGCUCUGGGAUCUCUGCAUGCAGUGGCUGAGACCCGACAUUCACACCAAAGAGCAGAUGUUAGCACUGUUAGUGUUUGAGCAGUUCCUGACGGUUUUGCCUGGGGAGACAAGGAUUUGGGUAAAGUCGCAACAUCCUGAGAACAAUGAGGAGGUGGUGACACUGAUUGAAGAUUUGACCCAAACACUUGAGGAAAACGAAGAUCUGACCACUCAAGAGUCUGCUGUUUGCCAAGAGGACACAGGAGAAGAUAAGAUGAUGGCUGUUAUUCCAAAUACUGCACCCAGUGAACCCAUAACAUUUAAGGAGCUGGCUGUGAACUUUACCAGAGGAGAGUGGAAGAAGCUGGACCCUUCCCAGAAGGAGCUAUAUAAGGAAGUGCUGUUGGAAAACCUAAAGGACCUAGAAUUUUUGGGAGUUCCAGUUUCCAAAUUAGAUUUGAUUUCUCAGCUAAAGUGGGUUAAGUUGCCAAGGCUGCUGGAAAAAGAAAUUUCAAAAAGCCCCAGACCUGAGAAUGAGCCUAGAAGUGAACUGAAUGAUUUUAUGGAUGGCUUCACUUUGGAGAAAAUAAUAGAAAGCUGCUUCAAGGAUGAUGGUUAUGGCUUAAUGGCAGAAUUCCAGAAAUGUCACGGCAGAUCCAAGGAAGACUACAGCAAGCGAGGAACAGCCGCACAGAAGAAAGCUCACAGGAGAGAUCAUAAGGGUGAAGAAACUGACUCCGAAAAGAGCCCCUCUGGAAAGAAUGUCAAGCAAACUUAUGACAAAGCCAAACAUCUGGGAGCCUACUUAAAGAAGUCUGGAAAAUAUAAAGAAAGCAAGAAACCAUUCAGCUUUCAUUCAGAUCUUGUUCCAAACCGCAAAGAACAUAGUGCAGAAAAGUCACGGAAAUGCAGUGAAGGUGGGAAGGAUCCAAGUGACUCUUCAAAUCUUACUGAACAGAUGAAACGUCAGAAAAUAAAUUUAGCGGAUAAAACUCAGAAAUGCAGUAAAUGUGGGGCAGACUUUAUUCAAACCUCAUCUCUAAAGAAGAAAAGUUCUAAAUGUGGAAAAUGCCGUAAGAAGAAUUUACACCAAGACACAACCUCAAAUAAAGAUGAGGGAUCUGAGACUGGAGGAAAAACCCUCAAGUGUAAGAAAUGUGGAAAAGGCUUUGACUCGCUCACCAAAAAUAGAACUGAUACUGGAGAGAAACCCUCCAUGUGCAAUGAAUGUGGAACUGCACUGAGCAGUAGUAGUUCAUCACUCACACCACCUCCCAGAACUGACAGUGGAAAAAAGCCCUUCAAGUGUGAUGACUGUGGAAAAGGUUUCACUUUGAUUGCUUCCCUCACUAAACAUCAAAAAAUUCACACUGGAGAAAAAGCCUUUGUGUGUAAAGACUGUGGGAAACUAUGCAGUGAUAGUUCCUCACUUGUUCAACAUCAGAGAAUUCAUACUGGAGAAAAACCAUAUGAAUGUCAUGAGUGUGGGAAAUGCUUCAGCCAUAGCUCUUCCCUUGCCAAACAUCAGAGAAUCCAUACUGGGGAGAAGCCAUAUAAGUGUGGUGAUUGUGGGAAAGCCUUCAGACAGAAUUCUUGCCUUACCCGACAUCAGAGGAUUCACACCGGCGAGAGACCAUAUUUGUGUAAAGAUUGUGGAGUGACUUUUAGCCAUUUUAGCACUGUCAUUUACCAUCAAAGACUUCACUCAGGAGAGAAACCCUAUAAGUGUAAACAGUGUGAGAAAGCUUUCCCUACCCGUUCCCUCCUCAGUCGUCAUCAGAGAAGUCAUACUGGUGUGAACCCAUACAAAUGUAAAGAAUGUGGGAAAAACUUCCGCCAGAGUUCAUCUCUUAAUAAACAUCUCCGAGUUCAUACUGGAGAGAAGCCCUAUGAAUGUGAGCAUUGUGGAACAGCCUUUAGUCGGAGCACCAGCCUUGCAGAACACGUAAAACUUCACACUAGAAGUACAGUCUACGAAUGUGAUAUAUGUCGUAAGAUAUUUAAAGGUCAAUUGAGUCUUAAGAAACAUCAGGCAUCUCACUCUAAAAAAUAAUUCUUGGUGGUUGAGGGAAAGGGAGAUUAGUCCAGAUUGUGCCUUUAUUAAAAACUUGGGAUACAAACUACCAGAGUUGAUUAGUAGCUGCACCUUCAGUAGGUUGUCAAACAAGAUAAUUCUUCCUAUCCCCUCUCCCCCUGCUGUGAGGCUGGUAAGAUACAACUAGAGUUAGUAAGGUCACAUAGAAGUAAAGAAAGCAUGUGAAGUGAGGUGGUUCUAAAAGGCCAAACUUAGAUUUGGCCUUUUAGAACCAUCUUCAAUUUCCCUCUUUAGCUCCCCUUCCACUGCCAUAUAGUAUGAUGGAAAAAAACUUGACUCAUAAUCUAGUUUCUGUCCCAGUUUGCCAACCAAUUCACUAUAUUACCUCCUACAAAUCAUCUGACCCUUCUGAAUUGCAAUUUAUUUACUAAUAGAAUGAAGAGAUGGGAUUAAUGAUUGCCAGGUGUUUGUUGGUAUUUCUGAUGCUGUAAAAAUAAUUUGAGUAUAUUUUGAUUCACUGGAAUUCUCUUGCUUAUCUAAUAGACUACUGUCUUGUAAGAUAUUGGACUUCUGUGGUAUACAUUUUGAAUGUUUGAUGUAGGAAUCCCUAGAAUGUGAUAAAUAGCAACAGGUCAGGGAAGCUCAGUCAAGUUUGCCUUCAGGGAAUGUUAUAAUUAUACAAGUUACCCCAAUUUAUUUAUCUUUUGGAUAUUGCCUAAGUGAACUGAGAAUCCAGAGAACUUGGACCUGAGCCAACUCAGCCGUGAGAUUAACAGUCUUAGGAAAAUAGAAUGGGGAAAAAAACUAGAAGUAGCUAUUCAGGCAGAUAGAUUCUUAUUUUGUAAAAUGGAAUUAUAGUUUUCUUUUUCUUUUUUCCUUUGCACAGCUUCCUUUAAUUGCAGUAUAAGCAGUUUGUAUAGUAAAAGUAAGAAGAUAUUAGACGGAGUCAGAUUAGGCCCUUAGACAUAUUUUAGUUAGCAUGGUGGAGUCACUAUUUAAAAAAAUAGGAAAGUUCAUGUUUAAAAGAAAAUCACAGUUUGCAUUUAAACGUAAAGACUGGCCACAGAAUGCUCACCUAGUCCUGGGUAAUGUCUGCCACCUUUAGUUGGGGUGUCUACUCUUUCUUGCCAAGUUUUCUUUUACAUGUAAUCUGACUUUCCCUCUAUAAUGUAAUGUUUUGAUCCUCUACCAUCUGGAGAAUAUGGUACACUAAAAUCUAAAGAGACUCCACUGAUAACUAGUAAAUUCAGGAAAAGAAUGUAGAAUUAUCACAGAAAUAAGCUUUAGUUAUAUUUUCUUCUGUGAGAUUAGAAAUCAAAGGAGCGGAAUAUGCGGGUAUUGGUGGAUAUUACAAAAAUUUGAGGGCUGGAGAGAAGACUCAUCAGUUAAGUGCACUUUCUGCGUAAACACGGGGCCUGAGACUGCCUGAGUUCAAAUCUCCAGAUCCCAUGUAAAACAGCUAGGCUCCCACAGGGGAGAGGAGACCAGGGAAGCAUUGGAGCUCCACAAGCUCCAGAAUCAGUAAAAAGAGACUCCAGCUGCAAACAAGACCGCGUGGGAAAGCAGUGGACCAGGACACCCAGCAUUCUACUCUGGCCACUGCAGGCAAUUGACCCCCACCACAGGCAAGUGUCUGGGGUCAUCACCACAAGUACACAUGCAUGUGCAUACACCACCCAAAAAGAAAUUCAUUCUCUGGAGUCUAAGUAAUAACUCUAACUGCCAAAGGAACUGAAGACCCUAAGUGAGUCAGUCUGGAGCUCGGGUCAUUGGGUUCCCUAGGGGCCUCACUGGCUGAACCAUGGUAUAUAAACAAGAUCCUAAGGCUGAAAUUUGAAUCAUCUCAUAAAAAGAGAGCUAACUUAGAAAACUUGGGGCCUAUGGGUGUGGAGGAUUCUUAAUGCUGAUCUAAGGACUCAGGAACACUUGUGAUUGAAUGUGCUUAGGUUUGAAAUGCUACCUCUGGAUAUAAGGCUUUGGUUGCUUCCUGGUGCCUCCUUCCCCACUCUUUCCAAAGCCUGAAAUUCAGAUAUAGAUGUGUCAUAAAUUGUUCUGCAUAAGUAUUAUUGAAUGGACCAAUCAAACACAUGAUAGCUGUGAAAGGAAAAUGACUUCUGAGAAUAUACUGGCUUCAGGACUUUUCUGAAAGGAUAUAAUUGAUUAGAAAAUUAAAUACAUAAAACUAUUCUUGAGAAGGUUCACUGGUUAGGAUCCCCAACUUUCCUAAAAGAAUGUUUUAUUCUAAUACUGGUUGGAAAUUCAAAACACGAACUUCCUGACUUUACUGAAGGAUUAAUAGCAUGAUCAAAAAUAUUUCAAGUGUAUAACCAGUGAAUGCUAACAAGUUUACUGGAGUACUUACUGGGAAUCCUAUUCCCAUUUACAAUACUCCCUUCUCAUCUCUGACCCCAGAUCUACUUUAUAGAUUGUCCCUUUCUAGACAUUUUAUAUUGGUUUUUAGCAUGUUUUUAAGUUUACAAAUGUCAUUGCAUACAUUCAUUCUUACUGUUAGGACAUUCUAAUUGAUUAGUGGUAAAUAAUAUUAUGUCAUAUGGAUACUUUAUCCAUUUAUCCUUGAAAGGACAUUUGGGUUCAUUUCCCCUUCCAUUUUUGUAAGGAACAAUACUGUGAAACAUUAAUGUAUAAGUCUGUGUACAAUUAUUAUAAUUCUUUUGUUAGGUGUCUAUGGGUGGAGUUGCUAGGCCAUAUAGUGAUUUUUUUGUUUAACUUUUUUAAGAAACUAUCAAGUUGCUUUCCAAAGUGGUGACAUUAUAAAUUUUAACAGGUUUUAAAUUCUAAACUUUUUAAAUCGUAGUCACCCUGGUGGUUGAAGUAGCAUUUCUUUGUGGUUGUAAUUUUCAUUUUCCUGAUGACUUGUCAAUUAUGUGAUAUUUAGCCUUUCAUAUAUCUUGUUUGGUAAAAUGUUUAUUCAAAUCUUUUCUCCACUUAAAAGUUGGAGGAUUGUUAGUUGAGUUACAAGUUCUUUAUCUGGAUACAAGUCAUUCAUCCAGUCUGAGCUUUGUAGCUCUGUGUACUAACUAGAGAGGGAAGACACAAGCCCUGCUGCAAAGUGCUUAUCAAGAAUAAGCAGGGGCUGGGGAGAUGGCUCAGUGGUUAAAGGUGCUUGCUUGCAAAGCUUCACAGCCUGAGUUUGAUUUCCUAGUACCCACAUACAGCCAGAUGCACAAAGGUGCUCAUGUAUCUGGAGUUCAUUUGCAGUGUAGGAGGCUCUGGUACACCCAUGAUUACUCUCUUUCUGUCUAUCUGCCUCUCUCUCUCUCAUGAAAAUAUUAAAAAGAGAAAAGAACAAAUACAGCUGCCUGAGGUCCAAUCUGGCCUCUCAUUCACAUACUUAAAUUUAUUUUUGGAUUAAGUUAGGUCAUCAAAAGUUUUAAACUACUUACUCCUCAUAGAACUGUUUGUUAAAGUUUCAUUUAAUACUUUUUACUUGUUUAUGUUGAGCAUUAAAAUCAGCCCUGUGACACAUUUUAAAACAAAGGCCUUAUUUUAAAAAAUGUUCCCUAAUGAAGCCGGGCGUGGUGGCGCACACCUUUAAUCCCAGCAGAGGUAGGAGGCAGAGGUAGGAGUAUCACCACGAGU
This is a messenger RNA of Jaculus jaculus (lesser Egyptian jerboa), 6065 nucleotides long. RefSeq names its product zinc finger protein 483 (gene Znf483). Bases 264 to 2483 code for a protein of 739 amino acids. The transcript is spliced from 6 exons. The record is from RefSeq and is a predicted model, not a curated record. Gene Ontology annotation, biological process: regulation of transcription by RNA polymerase II. Gene Ontology annotation, molecular function: RNA polymerase II cis-regulatory region sequence-specific DNA binding; DNA-binding transcription factor activity, RNA polymerase II-specific. Lineage: Eukaryota; Metazoa; Chordata; Mammalia; Rodentia; Dipodidae.